AUGCCCCUGCGUCAACCAAAGCGACACUUCACAACAUCAUGGUCAGCCCACAAGGACGAGAGUUCUUCCUUCUCGAGUUCUGCACAACAAUCCCGACUCUAUACCUUUGAUGACGUGCAGUCCCUAUCCUCCGCUCCCUCCCCGAACCGCAUCCUCAUCGACGUCCGCGAACCGUCCGAGCUCCAGGCCACCGGCAAAAUCCCCAACUCCAAGAACCUCCCAAUCACAUCUGCCGCGGACGGCUUCUUCCUUCCCGCAGACGAGUUUGAAGAGCGAUUCGGAUUUGAGAAGCCAGGGAAGGAGGACGAGGUGAUUUUCUACUGUAAGGCAGGCGUGAGGAGCAGAGCCGCGGCGAGACUGGCCAGUCAGGCUGGCUUUGGUGGCACAGUUGGGGAGUUUCCUGGCAGUUGGGUGGAAUGGAGCGACAAAGGAGGGGAGGUCGAGAGGGUGAAGUGA
Molecule: messenger RNA, 456 nt
Organism: Cladophialophora carrionii CBS 160.54
Lineage: Eukaryota; Fungi; Ascomycota; Eurotiomycetes; Chaetothyriales; Herpotrichiellaceae
Exons: 1
Coding region: 1-456 (151 amino acids)
Cellular component (GO): mitochondrion
Molecular function (GO): thiosulfate-cyanide sulfurtransferase activity
Source: RefSeq, a predicted model, not a curated record